GUUCCAUUAGUUGCUAUCGGUCCGUUUUACAGUUAACCAUCCCAUUUUAAAUGUGUUGAAUGUUGCGACACGUAACAAAGUCGAGUCGAGAGUUGGUGACACAGUUCAGCGACACGUCAACCACACGGAAGAAGGUUCCCAUCCAACCUGCCACAGAACUGCUGAUUGAAGGGCCGUAGUCUUAUCGAAAUGGGUGGUUUCUUCUCUAAUCUCUUCUCGGGCCUGUUUGGCACCAGGGAGAUGAGGAUCCUUAUCCUGGGUUUGGACGGAGCAGGAAAGACGACCAUUCUGUACCGUCUGCAGGUUGGAGAAGUGGUCACCACAAUCCCCACAAUUGGCUUCAAUGUCGAGACAGUCACGUACAAAAAUCUGAAGUUCCAGGUGUGGGAUCUGGGUGGACAGACGAGUAUCAGGCCUUACUGGCGAUGUUAUUACUCAAACACAGAUGCAGUCAUCUACGUCGUUGACAGCAGCGACCGUGACAGGAUGGGCAUCUCAAAGUCUGAGUUGGUGGCCAUGUUGGAGGAGGAAGAGCUGAAGAAAGCUAUCCUGGUGGUAUUUGCAAAUAAACAGGAUAUGGACCAGGCAAUGACGCCCACUGAGGUGGCCAACUCUUUGGGCCUUCCCGCCCUCAAAGACAGGAAAUGGCAGAUCUUCAAGACAUCGGCCACAAAGGGCACAGGUCUUGAUGAAGCAAUGGAAUGGCUGGUGGAUAACCUGAAGAGUCGGCAGUAAUGGCUCCCACUCAUUCUGUAUAUACUCCUGACCCUUGACCCUUCGGUAUGAAGCCUUGUGACUGACCUUUCCCUUCAUCCCACUUUCCACUGGACCCCGGGUUGCACUCCUCCCCACCUCCAACCGACCUGAAGCCUUGGCCAAGCCCCCCCCAAUGCCUAACGCCUUUCUAGCUUGGGACUUACAUGUGAUGGCUGCAGUAACGUCUGGACUGGGCACACACUCCCAAUGCUGGUGGCCCAAGUGAAGGUUUAAAAGAGUUUUACAUCUUCAGUGAUGGACAAGUUGGUAUCUACACUUUCAUGUGUUUUGGAAAUGCAAAGAAAAUCCUCAACACAAAGACAUGAUAAAUGUUGCUAAUUUUACUAUUUAAGUGUCAACGCUGAAAUAAUUACGAGGAAUCUAUAAAUAUGGCUCCUUGAAAAGGCCGUCCAUGCUUAUCCUCUGUAGCGUUCUUCAAAUCAAGUGUCUUUGCUGGACAAUUCUUCGGUUCGCUUCAUCUUCUCCCAGAGGGGUUAAAUAGUUCUCAUGUUGUGCAGCCAGAAGAUGAUCCGUAGUUGAUGGGCACCCUUGUGAGCCAGGUGCAAUGAUGAUCCACCGGGAGGCUGUGUUGUCCCAUAAAGGCACAGAUGUCAUCAGUGGUUCCACAGUGCACAUUUCCAUCCUGCUCCUGAACUAAGGAACCAGAGAUGAGGUAAUAUCAUCACUGAGAAGCAACUGCGUGAUUUCCAACUCAUUAGACAAUUUUGGAUUGUAUGCUGGACUAGCCGUACCUUUCUGUGAACAAGCGGCCGGCUUGUAGAAAAUGUUCAGAUUUAUUUUUGGAAAUUGCAAAUUUGGCCUCAAUCAGUGGAAUAAAAAAAAAAAAAUACUACACAUCCACUAUAUGUCCUCUGGCCAAGUGUUACUGCAGCCUGGGCUGUUUUGAACUAUGUAGUCAGGCAGAUACAAUGUCAUGGUUUUCUAUGUUUUUGUUUUGUUUUUUUUCCUCCUGUUCAUUUGUGUUUUCUUUAAAAAAAAAAAAAAACUUAGUAGUUAAAGCCUCUUUCCAUUGAAAUUUGUGAAUGCAUCUUUGGCAUAUUAGUCAUUAAGUUACUGAACACUAACUGUAUGCUCAAAGUUUAAUGGUUGCAUAUUUAUAUCAGCUUGUACAUUGAAAAUGAUUCGAAGUAAAGAUUGCUAUCAGU
Messenger RNA from Anoplopoma fimbria (sablefish), 1922 nucleotides. RefSeq names its product ADP-ribosylation factor-like 1 (gene arl1). Lineage: Eukaryota; Metazoa; Chordata; Actinopteri; Perciformes; Anoplopomatidae. Gene Ontology annotation, molecular function: GTP binding; GTPase activity. The transcript is spliced from 6 exons. The record is from RefSeq and is a predicted model, not a curated record. Gene Ontology annotation, biological process: intracellular protein transport; vesicle-mediated transport. Gene Ontology annotation, cellular component: Golgi apparatus; cytoplasm. Bases 190 to 735 code for a protein of 181 amino acids.